AUGAAGUUCAACACCAUCCUGGGCCUGUUGGCUGCCGCCAGCCAGUACUGGCCGGUCACUGCCCUGCCUCAGUUUCCCGAUAAUCCCGUCUGUGCUGCCGGCAUCACGUCUGUCGAAGUACAGCCGGUGCAGUUCAUCGUCAGACAGCCUAUCUACAUCAGCGCCUACUUGCCAGUCAACACCGUCCUGGUACUCGACGAUGGGCUGACGCUUACCAUCACUAAUGCUCCAUUGACCUUGGUCACCGAGAUUGAUAAGUUGGGCACACUCACGUCCCAAGUAACCAGAAUCAUUGACCAGGUCUCAUCCAUCCCAAACGCCUAUGUCACAAUCACAAGAGGUGGCCAGGCCGGAUCUGAGGCAAGCACAAUCACAAUCUUCCCCUCGGGUCCCGAUGGCGUUGGAACCUACUUGGUCUUCACCCCCUUCGCCAACAUUGCGGCUACCACGGGCAGCAGUGUUCCAGAAACAGCAACUGUCUUGGGCACUCCUAUCGACCCAAGUGGUUUUGUCACGCAGUCUGCGCCAGCGGCGAGCAGCGUCGUCAACCCCGGACCUAGCCCUGCCUCAGUUCCGGUUACAAUCGCUCCUACAGCAUCCGGAGGUGCUGCGGCUUUGCCUCAGAUCUUUGCUACCGUCAACGUUGGUGGUGCCACGGGCGUGCCCAGGAACUUCACCGUCGUGGACUCGGCUGGAUCUGCCGGUACGGUCUUUGCACAGACUUUUGACAGCUUCUCCAUCACUGUGACUGGUCCUCAGAACGUCAUUACGGUUCUCGGCAAUGCCGGUGUUACACCCGCUGCCAUCACAUUGCCCGGUAACAGGGGUGUGACGCAGACCGGGGCCGAUGCUGUGCUUCAGAUUAUCCAGACUCCGGGAGGUGAGGCCGAUUUUCUUGCCAGGCUCACAACCGUGAGUAUCCAGGGCCAGAACGGCCAAACCGGAACCUUUACGCUUAUUCCGACGGUUGGCAGUGUUGGUGCGGUAAUCGUACAGACUGCAGCACCGGCUCUUGGUGCCAUCUUCCAAACCAUCAGCGUUGCCGGAGCUACACCAACGACACUGUCUAUCCCGGCACCCGAAGGACAGACCGGUACGGUCAUCGUACAGACCACGGAUGGCUUCACAGGCCCCGCUGCUGGCCCCUUUACGACCGUCACUGUUGGCGGCGGCCAGGGUGAUGCUCCCGCGACUGUGACUAUUCCCCCGGCCGCUGGUGCGACGGACGGCGUCUUCACCGUUCUCGUUCAGAGCCUGGAUCCUACGGCCUUCAAUGGGCCUUUCCGGACCAUCACGGCCGGUGGCAACACGGGAGGAUCACCAGUCACCAUUACAGUCCCUCCCUCAGGUACCGGCCAGACCGGCACUGUCGUUGUCCAGCCUGCCAUCACCUCCUUCACCGGCCCCUUUACGACCAUUACGACCAAUGGCAACACCGGAUCUCUUCCAGUCUCGCUCACCAUUGUUCCCGCUGGUAACCCGACCCUGGGCACCGUCAUUGUGCAGACUCCGUCAAUCACUGCUCGGCCUGCCCUCUUUAGAACUUUGGCCGCGCUCCCGAUUGCCGGCCUCGGUGCCACGAUCACCUUACCCUUAUUGGGAAACUCUGCUUCUGCCCCCGGAACUAUUGUAGUCGCCGUGGGACUGGGCGGAGAUGAUCCGGCCACAACUGCACCAGCCGCUCUGGCCGCCAACCUCGUCACUAUCCGAGGUGACUAUAAUGGCACCGAUCCGUUGACUCUGACGCUGCCUUCUCAGGGCGACAACCCGGUUGCCACCAUCGUCGAGCAGUUGCCCGUUGGCUUCAGCGCGGGAGUCAGCGUUGGAAACCCUGCCGCAACUACGGUUGUGCCUCCUAUCACGAACGCUGCUACGCAAGCUACCGCCCCCAGUGUAUCUGCCGCAAACCCGGCGGCUUCAAACGCAGGUGUUCUACCGAACAUUCUCACGAGCGGCUACUCUGGAUCUGUGCCGACCACGGUAACAUUGCCUCCUCUGGGAACACAAACGGCCUCGCAAGUCUUGGUUCUCACGCCAUUGACCAACGCUGCCGGUUCCGCUGCGCCUGACCCUGCGGGCUCUGGUGCGACUGUGGCUCCUAAUGUGAUCAACACCAUCACCACCGGAUUUGGCGGUUCCCAACCUACUACCGUCACGGUUCUCCCAGAAGGCCUUGCAUCUACUGCUCCCGCCGUUUUGGUGUUGACUCCGGAUCCAGCUGCUGCGACUGCCGCGGCGUCCCAAGGGGCUCUGCCUGGUUCCUUCACCACCCUCACUGGGCCAGCUGUUGGGUCAACUCCCACCACGCUGACCAUUCCUCCUGCAGGAACCAACAGUGUCGGCACGGUUGUAGUUCUGGGUGAUCCCUUGGCCACUGCUACUGCUCAGCCAGGCCAGACGCAGACACAGGAUCCUGGUGUCAAUGGAGUUCCAUCCAGUCUCGCACCUGGAGCUCUGGGUGCCUUCACCACCAUCCAGAGCGGUUUCAAUGGCCUUCAGCCCUCGACCUUUACCGUUCCUCCUGCUGUCAGCGGCGCUCUUGGAACGGUUGUCGUCCUGACUCCUACUAACGCAGCUGCUCCUCAACUGACUCUCCCUUCCGGAGUGCCAUUUGUCACGGUAACUACUGCUGGUGAUGUCCCCGCUGUACUAACAAAUGUAUUGCUUCCCACGGGAACAAACACUCUAGGAACCGUUCUCGUCCAGACCCCUACUAACAUCGCUGCUCCUCAACUCACUUUGCCUGCUGGUGUUCCGUUCACGACGGUGACGACCGCCGGCAACGUCCCCGCCGUGGAGACGAACAUCUUGUUGCCCACUGGCUCAAACACCCUGGGAACAGUCCUUGUUCAGACUCCUGCUACUGCUGCUGCUUCUCAGCUGAACCUCCCCUCUGGCGUGCCCUUCGUGACGGUCACAACACCAGCCGACGUUCCCGCCGUGGAGACAAACGUGUUGUUGCCAUCGGGAACGAACACUGUUGGCACCGUUCUCGUCCAGGUGCCUUCGUCCUUGUUCACGGCUCUGCCAACCGGUGCUGCCACCUCCCCAGGCGCAGUCAACUCUGGUUUGGUGCUUCCUGGACUCACCAUCCCGCCGAUUUCCAUCAACCUGCCCACCAUCAUUCUGUCUGUUCCAAGUCUCAGCCUGGGCUCCUUCAUCACCUUGACCCAGGGUGGACCGGUAGCAACAACCGCCAUUCUCCCUCCCUCCGGCACCAACUCGGUGGGCUUCGUCAUUAUCCAGACACCGACUGUCGCCGCGACUGCCGCUCCAGGCGCUGGUGUCUUCACGACUCUCUUCCAGGGCUUCUCUGGAUCUGUUCCUCAGACUACGACCCUGCCGCCGACGGGAACCAAUACCCUCGGCGUCGUACUGAUCCAGACGCCCACGGUCUCUGUGGAAGUCAACAUUCUUCAGACCACCACAAUUGGCUUCACCGGAUCACUUCCCACUACCGUCACCGUGCAGCCGUCUUCAGGUGGCUCUGGUAUCGUGGUCGUUCAGACCCCGUUCACAAACCCCUUGGUCUCUGCCACCAACGCGGCGGCCAACAGCUUCAUCACCACCACCCAGGGCUUCACAGGCAUCGCGCCGACUACGAUUACUUACUUCCCCGGUGGAACUGAUACGGUUGGAACAGUGGUCGUUCAGACACCCAUCUUCUCUGGAGGUGCUGUGACUGUGCCAUCCAUCUCAUUGGGUCUGCCGAACAUUCAGAUCACCGUCUCCAUUGGCGGACCUGUUGCGGCGACAUCUACUAUCUUGCCUUCCGGCACCAACACUAUCGGAACCGUGAUUAUUCAGACUCCCACCGCUCCCGGAGCCGGAGGCGCAACUAGCCCCGUCGUUGACCCGGCUGUCACCGCGCCCGGCUUCGUCUCUGUUACCACUGGCUACACUGGAUCCACGCCGACGACCUUUACUCUGCCGCCAACUGGUACACAGCCCGGAGUCGUCGUCGUCCAGACUCCUACCUCUGGCGUUGCUGUUGCUCCGAACAGCUUCAUCACAGCUGUUACUGGAUUCACUGGCACGGAGCCGACCACGGUGACGAUUCUUCCCACGGGAACCAACUCUGUUGGCAUCGUCCUCAUCCAGACUCCCACGAGAAUCAGCACGACUGUUCUCGUCAGUAUUAGCGGUGAUCCUCCACCACCUACUGUGCCCAGCGGCUUCAUCCUCACCACUACUAUUGGCACUGGCACUCUUCCCACCACGGUCACUUUCCCUCCGUCUGGCACCAACCCAGGAAGUGUGGUUGUCCAGACUCCAUCAGUUGGAACCGCGGCUCCCAGCGUCACAAACGCUUUGCCCAAUGUCAUUGUCACAAGCGGAUUUGCUGGCUCUGCCACGUCUACACUUACGCUUACCCCCUCUUCCGCCGGCGACCCGACGACUCUGAUUGUCUUGACGCCUACUUCUGCUGCUGAUCCUUCGGUCACUGUUGCUCCGGCAUCGUUCGUUACUUUGACGAGCGGAUUCUUCGGUACUGCAGCGGCGACCACAACUUUAGCACCUGUGAACGCCGGUGAUCCAGGAACAGUCAUCAUCCAGACACCUCUUCCCACAUCUGGCCUUUCGUUCCUCACCACAACAGUUGGCUACACUGGAGCUGUGCCGACUACCGCCACAGUAUUCCCAUCUGGAACCGAGACCGUUGGUGCCAUCAUUAUCCAGACUCCCUUCUCUCCUUCUUCACCCGCAGUUACCAAUGUUGCCCCCACACCCACGGCUCCUGGCUUCUCAUUCAUUACAGUUCAGACUGGAUACUCUGGCACUGGAACUCAGAUCACCACCAUCCUGCCUACCGUCAGCGGCAGCGUCGGUCUUGUUCUCAUCCAGACUCCCACCGUUGGACAGGACCCGGCAACUUCAAACCCUGCGGUCAACCUCCCAACCACAGGGCCAGCUGUAACUCCGACUGUGGCACCCGCUUCGCUUGUGACUCUCAUCAGCACCUACACUGGAUCGGUUCCAUCGACCACUACGCUCGCUCCGGCUGGCACUGAUAGCCUGGGAACCGUCAUCGUCCUUCUCCCAAGUGCCACGGCAACCCCUGGAACUACUCCAGGUGCCAACUUUGCAACUCUCAUCAGCACAUUCACUGGAUUGGUGCCGUCGACCUCGACUAUCCUCCCUACUGGAACCAACUCUCAGGGAACUUUCGUCGUCUUUGUCCCGAGUUCUACCGUCGACGCCGGUACUCUAAGUGCCGGUCUUCCGGCUGUUACAUCCUCACCUGGUGCAGUCUUUGCCACUCUCACUUCCACCUAUGGAGGCUCUGUCACCUCAUUCCAGACCGUGCUGCCAUCGGGAACUGGCUCGACUGGCACCCUCGUUGUUCUUGUUCCGAGCAACGUACUAGCCUCUCCCACUGCCACGCCCGCCAUUCCUCUUACUACUGUCACGUCGACGUAUGGAGGCUCCAUCAUUUCAACGGCUAUUGCUUCACCUGCAAACCCGGGAGACCCCGGCACUCUCAUUGUCUUGGUUCCAAGCAACGUUGCCAGCUCGACUGGUGGCGCUGCUCCUGGUGUUGGCAACAAUGUGCUUACAACAUUCCUGUCCACUUACACUGGCUCAGUUUCUUUGACUACCACUGUCGCUCCGGUCAACUCCAACGACCCUGGAACGGUCAUUGUUCUCGUUCCGAGUGCAACCAGUGCAGCAGGCGCCGCAACGCCUACUGCUGGUGGUGUCAUUACCAGUUUCUACAGUGGCUUGGUGCCUUCGACAUCCGUGUUGCCUCCAGGUCCCUCUGGCGAGCCUGGUGGUACCGUCAUCUUCCUUCCUAGCAACACCGGCCUGCCGACCGCCGCUACCACGGCUUUGGCUGCCGGUCUCUACACGAGCACGUAUGGUGGUUCAGUCACUCUUACCUCCACGCUUCCCGUCGGACCGUCUGGAGAGCCUGGUGCUACAGUCAUCUUUGUUCCUAGCAACACUGCUGUCACCAAUCCCGCUACUACCGCCUUGGCCGGAGUUCUCACCAGCUUCUACAGCGGACUGGUGCCAUCGACUUCGGUCCUACCGGCCGGUCCUUCUGGCGAGCCGGGCGCCACCAUCAUCUUCCUCCCCAGCAACACUGUUACUCCAUCGGCUACAGUACCUACUCCCGGUGGCUUGUUCACCAGCUUCUAUGGUGGUUCCGUCACUCUCACAUCUACGCUGCCCACCGGCCCCUUUGGCGAACCGGGUGCGACUAUUAUUCUUAUCCCGACUCCCACUGCUACCCCGGCUUUGCCGAACGUCCUGACGAGCACGUAUGGAGGUUCCGUCACAUUGACCUCUGUCUUGCCUACUGGCAUCAACGGAGAUCCUGGACAGACCAUCAUCUUCGUCCCAAGCAAUACGGGCGCUCCCGGCGCCACCGGCGCACCAUCUUUGCCCAAUGUCUUGACCAGCACAUAUGGUGGUUCAGUCACCCUGACUUCAGUCGUUACUGACGGUGGUGUGAACGUGCCGCCACAGACCAUUGUCUUUGUUCCGGGCGUGACCAUCGUUCCUAGCAACACUGAUCCUGCCGGACUUCCCAACAUCUUGACAAGUACUUAUGGAGGCUCUGUGACUUUGACUUCGGUCCUACCGGUCGGCCCAUCUGGCGAUCCUGCCACAGUCAUCUUUGUGCCGGGAAUUCCUGGUGUCACCAGCAACUCUGGUGCUGCUGGUCUGCCCAAUAUCUUAACGAGCACCUACGGAGGCUCCGUCACUCUCACUUCAGUUUUGCCAGUGGGCCCAUCUGGAGAUCCAGUCACAGUCAUCUUUGUGCCGGGAAUUCCUGGUGUCACCAGCAACUCUGGUGCUGCUGGUCUGCCCAACAUCCUCACGAGCACCUAUGGCGGCUCAGUCACUUUGACAUCAGUCUUGCCAGUCGGGCCGUCCGGUGAUCCUGCUACGGUCAUCUUCGUGCCUGGUGUUUCCAGUGCCACCCCUACCAUCACUCCGGCUCCUACGCUUCCCAACGUCUUGACCCAGACCUACGGUGGCUCCGUCACGUUGACCACUGUUCUUCCCACAGGAUCUGCGGGAGACCCUGGUGUGACUGUGAUUUUCGUCCCCUCGGCACCUGGAGCCUCAUCCGUUGAUCCUACUCAGGCCCUCGGCAAUGUGUUGACUAGCACGUACGAUGGAUCGGUCACGCUCACGACUACUUUGCCGGUUGGCCCAUCUGGUGACCCUGCGACUGUGGUCUUGGUCCCAAGCAACACUUUGGUUCCAACAAGCACCGCAGCGGCAGGUCUUCCCAACAUCCUGACCCAGACCUACGGUGGGUCUGUGACUUUGACGUCGGUUCUUCCCACGGGUCCUUCGGGGGAGCCCGGAGCGACAGUCAUCUUCGUUCCUGGCCUCCCAACGACGACUCCCGCACUUCCAUCUGCUGGUGGCGUAUUGACGAGCACUUACGGCGGCUCAGUCACUUUGACGACUACUCUGCCCAUCGGCCCGUCAGGCGACCCGGCAACCGUUGUUUUGGUGCCGAGCAGCACCGGCGCUGCUGGCCUUCCGAAUAUUCUUACUCAGACAUACGGCGGAUCGGUGACAUUGACGACUGUCCUCCCGACGGGUCCUUCGGGAGAGCCUGGUGCGACUGUUAUCUUUGUGCCAAGUUCCGCGAUUGCUACACCAACUGUUGCUCCUGGAGGCAUUCUGACCAGUACCUAUGGUGGCUCGGUUACUCUUACGACCACCUUGCCUAUCGGUCCAUCUGGUGAUCCUGCUACUGUUGUUCUUGUCCCGAGCAGUACUGGAGCCGCGGGUCUUCCCAACAUCCUUACCCAGACGUACGGGGGCUCGGUUACCCUCACCACGGUUCUGCCUACUGGCCCCUCUGGCGAGCCCGGCGCGACGGUCGUCUUCGUGCCAAGUUCUCCGAUCGCCACACCUACCAUUGCUCCUGGCGGAGUGUUGACCAGUGUCUAUGAUGGCUCAGUCACAUUGACAUCGACGUUACCCGCCGGCCCAUCUGGCGAGCCUGGUGCCACCGUCAUUCUCAUCCCUACCAACACCGGGGUUCCUUCGUUGCCCAACGUCUUUACCUCGACGUAUGACGGCUCGGUCACUCUUACCACUACCCUCCCAAUCGGACCUUCUGGAGAUCCGGCGGCCGUCAUCCUGGUGCCGAGUCAAACUGCUGCUCCCGCUGUCCCAAGCAAUCUCUUCACCAGCACGUACGAUGGGUCUGUCACCUUGACCACGACCUUGCCCGUUGGCACCGUCGUUCUGGUGCCUAGUCAAACUGUGGCGCCUGGCCUUCCCAACAUUCUCACUUCUACGUACGGAGGUUCGGUCACUUUGACCACCACACUACCUGUUGGUCCUUCGGGAGACGUUGCGACGGUCAUUCUGGUGCCAAGUCAGACCGGUGCUCCUGGUCUCCCGAACAUUUUGACCUCGACGUACGGUGGCUCAGUCACUCUCACAACGACCUUGCCCGUUGGGCCUUCUGGAGAUAUCGCAACUGUCAUCUUGGUUCCAAGUGUGACAUCUGCUCCUGGCUUGCCAAAUAUCCUUACAUCUACGUAUGGAGGAUCAGUCACUCUUACCACCGUCUUGCCAGUUGGUCCCUCUGGCGACCCCGAGACUGUCGUUUUGGUACCAGGUCAGACCGGCGCUGGUGGCUUACCCAAUAUCUUGACCAGCACAUAUGGUGGAUCAGUCACGUUGACCACCACCCUUCCAGUCGGACCUUCAGGAGAUGUCGCAACGGUCAUUCUGGUACCGAGCACGACACCUGCUCCUGGCCUGCCAAAUGUUUUGACCAGCACGUAUGGCGGAUCAGUCACGCUGACUACUGCCUUGCCUGUUGGACCGUCUGGAGAUCCCGUAACAGUGAUCCUUGUGCCAAGUCAGACUGCGGCGCCUGGUUUGCCCAACGUGUUGACCAGCACGUAUGGCGGUUCAGUGACUUUGACCACGACGCUACCUGUUGGCCCCUCUGGUGAUAUCGCGACCGUGAUUUUGGUCCCCAGCUCAACUGCUGCCCCUGGUCUACCCAACAUUUUGACAAGCACUUAUGGUGGUUCCAUAACCUUGACUACAACUCUCCCAGUUGGACCAUCCGGCGAUAUCGCGACGGUGAUUCUCGUCCCCGGUAGUCUCACUUCGACUGCUGUGCCUGGGUUGCCCAACCUUCUUACCAGCACGUACGACGGCUCGGUUACUCUUACAACAACUCUACCAAUUGGCCCCUCGGGUGACCCUGCCACAGUCAUCUUGGUACCCAGCUCUGGCUCGAAUGGAGCUGGCCUCCCUAACGUGCUUACGAGCACCUAUGGGGGCUCAGUCACUCUCACAACGACGCUGCCCAUUGGACCUUCAGGUGACCCGGCAACUGUUAUUCUGGUUCCCAGCUCUGGCGCGAACAAUGGUGGUCUUCCCAACAUUUUCACGAGUACCUACGAUGGCUCAGUCACCCUCACCACCACACUUCCCAUUGGGCCCUCUGGAGAUCCAGCAGAAGUCGUGUUGGUGCCCAGUUCUGGUUCGAACAACGGUGGUCUUCCCAACGUGCUGACGAGCACUUAUGACGGAUCAGUCACCCUUACUACCACCCUACCCAUUGGACCUUCUGGUGAUCCCGCCACGGUUGUGUUGGUUCCCAGCGUUAUUCCUUCCAUUACGGCGGCUCCUGGUGUCCCUAAUGCGCUUACAAGCACCUAUGGAGGCUCGGUCACUCUUACUACUGUCUUACCGGUUGGACCAUCUGGCGAUCCUGCAACCGUUGUUCUCGUGCCCGGCGCUGGUUCAGCUGGCGCAGGUCUUCCCAAUGUCUUCACCAGCACCUAUGAUGGCUCAGUUACUCUCACGACGACCCUACCUAUUGGGCCAUCGGGCGAUCCGGCAACUGUCAUCCUGGUCCCAAGCACGAUUCCUUCCAUCACGGCUGCUCCCGGCCUUCCCAACGUGCUUACGAGCACGUACGAUGGUUCAGUCACCCUCACGACGGUUCUGCCUCUUGGCCCGUCUGGAGAUCCGGCUACCAUCAUCUUAGUCCCGGGUGCUACUCCUACCAUUACGCCUGCGCCUGGUUUACCUAACGUGCUUACCAGCACGUACGGUGGUUCAGUCACUCUUACAACGGUUUUGCCUUUGGGACCAUCUGGAGACCCUGCUACGAUCAUCUUGGUACCCAGCAGCGCCGUUCCUCCACUCAUCGACAUUUCUCUUGGUAUCAAUCUUCCAGGAUUGUUCACCAGCACAUAUGGAGGUCCAUCCACCAUCACAACAGUCUUACCAGUUGGCCCGUCUGGAGAUCCUGCCACCGUCAUCUUGGUGCCCAGCACUCCUCCGCUCAUCGACCUCUCGAUUGGCAUCAACCUCCCCAACCUAUUCACUAGCACCUAUGGUGGUUCGGUUACCCUCACGACUACCCUUCCCAUUGGACCGUCUGGUGAUCCGGCUACGGUCAUUCUGGUACCUAGCAGUGUCCCUAGUAUCACGGCGGGACCUGGAUCUCCGAAUAUCUUAACGAGCACGUACGCUGGCUCUGUCACUUUGACCACUGUUUUGCCGGUUGGUCCCUCUGGAGACCCCGCGACCAUCAUCCUUGUGCCCGGCGCCACUAUCACGGACGCUUCGGCUCUACCUAAUGUGCUUACGAGCACCUACGCCGGCUCAGUCACUCUCACGACCGUCCUUCCAAUCGGUCCCUCUGGUGAUCCAACCACAAUCGUCUUGGUUCCUGGUGUUACUCCUACUGAUGCUCCGGGAUUGCCCAAUAUUCUCACAAGCACAUAUGGCGGUUCUGUGACCCUCACCACUGUGCUCCCAGCUGGUCCCUCUGGCGAUCCGGCGACGAUUGUGUUGGUUCCCAGUGCUCCCAUUACCGAUGCUCCAGGGCUGCCCACUCUCCUCACGAGCACAUAUGACGGCUCGGUCACUCUCACUACCGUGCUUCCGGCUGGCCCCUCCGGAGACCCAGCGACAAUCGUCCUGGUUCCGGGAGCUUCCAUCACGGAUGCCCCCGGUCUACCGAAUGUGCUUACCAGUACCUAUGCCGGCUCGGUGACUCUGACUACAGUGUUGCCCAUCGGGCCCUCUGGAGAUCCGGCUACGGUCAUUCUGGUGCCUGGUGCGACGAGCGAUGGCGCUGGUGGUCUUCCCGAUAUUCUCACCAGUACCUACGAUGGCUCGGUGACGCUUACGACUACUUUGCCCAUUGGACCUUCAGGAGAUCCUGCGACAGUUGUUCUGGUGCCGUCUUCGGUUGGCGCCGGUCUACCAAAUGUUCUCACGAGCACCUACGAUGGAUCGGUUACUCUCACAACUACCUUGCCCAUCGGUCCAUCUGGCGACCCGGCCACGGUCAUCCUCGUACCUGGCGCGAGCAACACUGGUGCUGCUGGUCUUCCAAACAUCUUAACAAGCACGUACGACGGAUUAGUUACUCUUACCACUAUUCUGCCCAUUGGUCCUUCUGGGGACCCGGCUACCGUGGUCUUGGUGCCCUCGUCUGGCGCUGCUGGUCUCCCGAAUGUGCUUACUUCUACGUACGACGGCUCUAUUACUCUCACCACCACGCUUCCGAUCGGCCCCUCCGGAGAUCCCGCAGAGGUGGUUCUUGUCCCAAGCAUUGUACCGAGUGUCACCGCACCUGGACUGCCCAACUUGCUUACUUCGACUUACGACGGUUCCGUCACGCUGACCACGACUUUGCCCAUCGGUCCCUCGGGUGACCCAGCAACGGUGAUCCUGGUACCAAGCGCCGUCCCAAGCGUAACUGCUACUGGCCUUCCCAACGUCCUAACUUCAACUUAUGAUGGCUCUGUCACUCUCACCACUACCUUGCCCAUUGGCCCGUCUGGCGAUCCAGCAGAGGUGGUUCUCGUACCGAGUGCCAUCCCAAGCGUCACUGUGCCUGGUCUCCCCAACGUUCUCACGUCCACGUACGAUGGCUCAAUCACAAUCACAACGACGCUGCCGAUUGGGCCCUCUGGUGACCCAACGGCCGUCGUUUUGGUUCCUGGUAUCACGGCUCCAGCACUUCCCAACGUGCUGACAAGCACGUACGAUGGUUCUGUUACCUUGACUACCACUCUGCCCAUCGGACCUUCUGGAGACCCAGCAACCGUGGUUUUGGUCCCAAGCAUUCCUGGCUCUUCAGCAUUGCCGAAUGUCUUGACCAGCACGUACGACGGAUCUGUCACUCUCACAACUACCCUGCCUGCUGGACCAACACUGGUUCUUAUUCCAAGCGUGACCAAUGUGGGAGGUGGUCUCUUCACGAGCACGUACGACGGCUCAGUCACUCUUACAUCUACGCUCCCUGCUGGUCCAUCUGGCGAGCCCGGAGCCACCAUCAUCUUUGUCCCGACUGUUUCCGUCGGUGGCCUUCCCAACCUUUUCACGAGCACCUACGAUGGAUUAGUUACCCUUACGACUACGCUUCCUGCCGGUCCUUCUGGAGAGCCUGGUGCAACCAUUAUUCUAGUCCCAACUAUUUCAGUCGGCGUCGGACUUCCCAAUCUCUUUACCAGCACGUACGAUGGCUCGGUUACUUUGACCACCACCCUUCCAGCUGGUCCAUCUGGAGAGCCUGGACCUACCGUGGUCCUGGUUCCUGGCUUGACAUCUUCUUUGCCGACGUCUGCCCUGCCGAACUUGUUCACCAGCACCUACGAUGGCUCCAUUACUCUUACUACAACCUUGCCUGCGGGUCCCUCUGGCGAGCCCGGACCGACGGUUGUUCUCGUUCCUGGCGCCACAUCAGCGUUGCCAGAUCUCUUCACCAGCACGUACGAUGGGUCCAUCACCCUCACCACCACCCUCCCUGCUGGCCCAUCAGGAGAGCCUGGCCCUACAGUUGUUCUGGUUCCGGGUCUCACAUCCGCCUUGCCGACAUCUGCUCUGCCAAACUUCUUCACCAGUACCUACGACGGGUCUGUCACUCUCACCACAACACUCCCCGCUGGCCCGUCUGGCGAUCCCGGUGCAACCGUGGUUUUGGUCCCUGGCCUCACGAGUGCUUUGCCCAACCUCUUCACGAGCACAUACGAUGGAUCCAUUACGCUCACAACUACCCUCCCAGCUGGUCCAUCUGGCGAACCGGGUCCUACCGUCGUUUUGGUUCCUGGUUUGACUUCGGCAUUGCCCAACGUCUUCACUAGUACGUAUGAAGGAUCCAUCACUCUUACCACGACACUUCCUGCUGGGCCCUCGGGAGAACCUGGCCCGACCGUCGUCUUGGUUCCCGGCGCUACUUCUGCGCUGGGAAGCUUCUUGACCAGCACAUCCGACGGCUCAGUCACUCUCACGACCACUUUGCCAGCUGGACCUUCAGGCGAGCCUGGUUCGACUGUGGUUCUGGUGCCAAGUCUCACUGGUGCCAUUCCCACGCCUACUGCGGACUUGAACAUCCUGACUAGCACAUACGACGGAUCGGUUACCCUCACCACUACACUUCCGGUUGGUCCUUCAGGAGAGCCUGGUGCCACCGUCAUCUUGGUCCCAAGCAUCACCAGUGCUUUGACUACUCCCACCGCGGCUCUGCCCAACGUGUUGACCAGCACCUACGACGGCUCAGUCACCUUGACUACCACUCUCCCAGCAGGUCCCUCGGGUGAGCCUGGAGACGUCGUUGUCUUGGUACCAACUUCCGCUCUCGGUGCCUCUACUGGUCAGUUCAUCACGCUUACCAGCGGCUACUCAGGCAUCGUACCAUCAACGUCAACUAUUCUGCCCACGGGUACGGAGACUAUUGGCGCUGUUGUUAUUCUGGUGCCCACGAGCAGUGCGGGCAUCAGCUUCACCACCAUUACGAGCUCGUACUCGGGUGCUAUCCCAUCUGCGACGACCAUUUUCCCAACUGGAUCGGACACCGAGGGAACCAUCAUCAUUCUAAACCCCAUCACGAUCGACACUCCGGGCAUCACCAUUACGAGACCGUACACCGGAACCGAGACUCUGACCUCUACGAUUCCGCCCGCCGUCUCUGGAGACCCUGCGACCGUCAUCAUUCUGGACCCAGCCCUGCUCCUCACGACAACCAACGCUGGCUCUUUCACGACCAUCACAAGCGGAUACGAUGGUUCCGUCAUUGCCACGUCCACCAUCCCGGCCGUCGGCACCGAUGGACUUGGAACGGUCGUCAUUCUAGAGCCAACGGGUACCGCCGCGCCAAGCGUCACCGUGUCUUACACCACCAUCAUCAGCACCUACGCAGGCUCGUUGCUGGCGACCUCGACUCUGGCUCCCGUAGGCACCGAUGCUGUUGGCACCGUCAUCCUGUUGGUUCCUAGCUCGAGCGUCCAGAUCCCUGGUGUCUCUUCUUACACCACGGUCACCAGCACGUACACUGGAUUGUUGCCAUCCUUCUCCACGCAGGCCCCCUCGGGAACUGACACUGUUGGUACUAUCAUCUUCUUUGAGCCCGAGGCCACCGCAACGUUAGAUGUGCCCUUCACCACCAUCUUCAGUGGGUACGAUGGGUCCAUCAUCCAGACGUCUACCAUUGCGCCCGGCGCUCCUGGCCAGACUGGCACUGUUGUCAUUCUUCAGCCCAGCUCGGCCCUCACCGCGUUGCCAACAUCGUCUGUCAACUCUGAUGGCAUCAGUUACACCACAAUCUUCAGCACGUACACUGGCGACAUUCCUCUCACCACGACUCUUGCUCCGGCUAGCGGCGACCCUGCCAACAUCGGCACCGUCAUCGUCCAGUUGCCCAAUGUCCUGGCGACUUCCAGCCCGACCAUCAGCGUCAGUAUCACGUACACGACGAUUGUCAGCUUCGUCUCGGGAUCUGUUCCCAUCACCACCACGAUUGAUCCCGCCGCUGGAGGCAGCAUUGGCACAGUUGUUGUGCAGGUCCCUCUUACGACCUCGGAUCUUGUGGCUUCGCCUGGCAUCUUCUACACGACUAUCGUGAGCAACUACCCGGGAUCGGUCACUUUGACAACCACCAUUCCUCCUGCUGCUACAGAUCCCGCCGGUCUUGCAACUGGAACCGUAAUUAUCCAGGUGCCAGACUCUCAAGCCACCGGUACCAGCUCAUCUGGCGAUGCUUUGGCGGCCUCGUUCACCACCAUCUUCAGCAACUACCCUGGUUCCAUCACGCUCACCACGACUCUGCCUCCUGCUGCCACAGACCCAGCUGGCCUCGGCACGGUCAUCGUUCAGAUCCCGGAUACUGGAAUCAUUCCGACCGCCACCAGCGCUUUGGCUGCUUCCUUCACCACCAUCUUCAGCACCUAUCCUGGAUCCGUUACUUUGGCCACCACCUUGCCUCCCGAUGCUACUGAUCCUGCGGGUCUUGGCACAGUCAUUAUCCAGAUCCCCGACACUGGAGUGAUUCCCACGGCCACGAGUGCUCUGGGUGCCUUGUUCACCACCGUGUUCAGUACCUACCCUGGCUCAGUUACCUUGACGACUACUAUUCCCGCCGCGGACCCCACGGGCUUGGGAACAGUUGUCGUUCAAGUACCCGACAUUCUGGAUACUUCGAGCCUCCCCACAGGCGGUCUCACUGUCUCGCCAGGCAGUUUCUUCACCACGCUCUUCAGCACCUAUGAUGGCUCAGUCACUUUGACGACCACCGUCCCUCCUGCGGCGACCGACCCCUCAGGACUUGCCACGGUCAUUAUCCAGGUUCCCAGCAACGUGCUCAACACGAACGGCGUGUCUUACACCACGGUCACCAGUGCCUACACCGGACUCAUUCCUCAGACCACUACCGUGGCUCCCGGCGCUCCCGGCGAUCUUGGAACCGUCAUUGUCCAGGUUCCUACCAGCUCAGUCAGUGUGGAUGCCAUUUCGUACGUGACUGUCACGAGUGGUGGCUUCACCGGCCUGGCCCCAUUGACGACUACCAUUCCUCCGGCCAACCCCGGAGAUCCCGGCACUGUUGUCAUCCAGGUUCCAAGUGCCACGAGCGCCCUUGGAGCUGUGUACACGACCAUCACCAGCGGCUACCCUGGAUCCGUUCUCGCAACCGAAACGGGCGUUCUUACCGGAGUGGAUGGCCUCGUCACUGUGGUGGUUCUUUCGCCGACCGGAACCGCCGCUUCCUUGCCCACCAUCACGGGAAGCGUCGGCUUGUUCGUCACGCUCACCAUAGGAUACGAUGGAUCUGUCAUCGCCACGUCAACCGGCUCGGCCACCGGUAUUGAUGGCCUUGUUACUGUUGUCGUCCAGACUCCUACUAACGCGGUCACCUCACCCACGGCCACCAUUCCGGGUCUCUCAUAUACCACAGUCACCAGCGGCUACGCUGGAUCUCUCCUCCAGACCCUCAUCGGAACGCAGACGGGAGCCGAUGGACUGGCUACGGUGGUCAUUCAGACGCCCACGAUCGCGAUUACCUCGCCGACUGCCACUAUUCCAGGCCUUUCGUACACCACCGUGACAAGUGGCUACGACGGCACGCUCCUCCAGACUCUCAUUGGAACGCAGACCGGUGCAGACGGCUUGGCGACGAUUGUCAUUCAGACUCCCACUUUGGGACUCACCUCCCCGACUGCCACGAUUCCCGGCCUUUCCUACACCACCGUCACAAGUGGCUACGCUGGAUCUCUUCUCCAGACCCUCAUCGGUACCGCUACUGGAGCUGAUGGUCUCGCCACGGUUGUGAUCCAGGUCCCAACAGCCUCCAUUACCUCUAGCCCGACCGUCUCGGCUCCGGUCUCAUACACCACAGUCACCAGCGGCUAUGGCGGCUCAUUCAUCCAGACUCUCAUCGGCUCUCUUCCAGGCAUUGACGGCUACAUCACCGUGGUCGUCAACAUCCCCACUGGCACGGCAACUCUGCCCACGGCCACUUUGCCCGGUGUUUCGUACACGACCGUCACAAGUGGGUAUGAUGGCUCGCUUCUUCAGACCCUCAUCGGCUCCGUUACUGGCGCAGAUGGACUUGCGACCGUUCUGGUCCAGGUUCCCACUGCCACGGUCACGGCCACGACCACGCCCGCGAUCUCGGUCACUCAGUCCAUCAUCUCGUACAUCACCGUCACGACUUACUACUCUGGCGCCUCAACUCUCUUCCAGACGCUCGCUCCCGCUGCCUCUGGUCUGCCAGGCACCGUUUUCAUCCAAGUCCCGACCGCCGUGCCUUCAAGCACGCCUUCUCUUACCAUCUCGGACGGCACUUCGUACACGACCAUUACGUCUUUCAUCACGGCUUCCACCACUCAGAUCUCGACCCUCGUUCCCUCAAGGACCGGCGAUGUGGUCACUGUUCUUCUUGGUCUCCCUCGCCGAUUGGUGCUCGCCACGACCACGAUCCCUGGUCUCAGUGUCACUGCCACCUCAACUAUGCCAAUUGGCUCCGAUGGUGUUCAGACGAUCAUGAUCCAGGUUCCUGGUCCGGCUACGGCCACGGCGUCUCCCACAAUCGGAGGCAUCACGACCGUCUUCAACACCUACAGCGGCUCUGUCACUCUCAUCCAGACAGAAACCCCCGCUCAACCUGGCGACCCGACCACGGUUCUUGUCAACAUCCCCGGCGUUUUUGCCGAAGUCACUUCAACUCGCUUUGGCGCCCCAUCUGCCGGCACCACUACCAUCGCUCCCGCCGGCACCGGCCUUCCAGCGACGGUCAUCAUCGAUCUUCCUGCUAUCUUCCAAACCGUCACCAGCGGCUACUCUGGUCUUCUUCCGGCAACGACAACCAUUCUGCCAUCGGAUCCCUCCGGAACUGGUCUGGUCAUCAUUCAAACCCCAAUCGUCUCCACGGGCUCACCGGCCAUUACGCCUUCCACCGUCUUCACGACCGCGCCUGGAACUGGCUCACUCUUGGCUACUGCCACGAUCACUGGCCCUGAUGGCGUGGUUUCAGUCAUCAUACAGACCCCCACUCUUCCUUCUGGAGCUGUUCCGACUACGGUCUUCACCACGCUGCCCGGAACGGCUGCUCUGCCAGCAACAACCACCGUCACGGGGGCGGAUGGAGUCGUCUCCGUCAUCUUCCUGGAGCCUACGACUUCGGGCCAGAGCCCCGUGGUUCCUACUACGGUCUUCACCACCAUCGUUGGAACCGGAGCUCUCCCUACCACUACCACGGCCAGCGGCCUCGGUGGAAUAGUCUCUGUCAUCGUGGAGCUCCCAAGUACAACUCUGCCCCCGGGGGUUAUUCCCUCGACCGUGUUCACCACCGUUCCAGGUACCGGAGCUCUUCCGGCCACUGCUACAGUCACCGGACUGGAUGGUAUCGUCUCGGUCAUUGUCUCCGAGCCCACAUCAAUUCUGGCUGGUAUCUUUACCACCAUCACCACGGGAGGACCAAUUGCGGCGACCAGCACCAUUCUGCCCAACAUCGUUGGUGGCGUUGGCACGGUCGUCGUCCAGACACCGACCCUCACCGCCAGCCCUGGAGCCUUCUUCACGACUCUCACUUCUGGUGGUCCAGUCGCUUCCACUUUCACGAUUCCAGCCGCUGAUCCCACUGGCCUCGGAACGGUCGUCAUCCAGACGCCCACUGUCAGCCCGGGAGCCCUGUUCACCACCAUCACGUCUGGUGGCCCAGCUGCGUCGACCUUUACCAUCCCAGCUGUCGACCCUACCGGCCUCGGAACCGUGGUUAUCCAGACUCCGACUGCCCUCCUCGCGUCUUACACGACCCUCACCAUCACCGGCUCCGUUGCGACGACCUUCUCCAUCCCCCCUGUGGGUUCUGGCAUCGGAAGCGUCAUUGUGCAGGUCCCAGAGAUCACUGGCACGUCCGCCUCGCCGCCAUCCAUUACAUCUGCUCCCACCUCGAUUCUCAGCCGUGACCUCACCACCAUCUUCUCUCCCUACACCGGAACGACAAGAAUCACCACCACAAUUCUGGUCAGCAUCAGCGGCGAUCCCACUCUGCCCAACACGGUCAUUGUCUACGUUCCCCUCACGGAGACGAGCAGCUCCGUUGCUACACCGACGAUCACCAGCGGUAUCUCGUACAUCACUCUCAUCACGGGUGUUCCUGGAACCUUUAUUGGCACCCAGACAACUACCCUUCCUGCCGGAAAUGACGGAUCUGCCACCGUUCUCAUCCAGACUGCCCUCCCUCUGGCCACGUCCAGCCCCAGCGUCACUGUCUCGUACACGACAAUCGUCACGGGUAUCAUUGGCACCUUUGCUGGUCUUCAGACAUCAACUCUUCCCGCAGGACCCGAUGGACUGGCGACUGUCCUGGUCCAGAGCGCCGUUCCGUCUGCUGCUGUCUCUUUCACUACGGUAUUGACGGGAAUUCCGGGCACAUUCCUCGGAACCCAGGCGACGACUUUGCCUGUUGGUACCAACGGCAUCGCAACCGUUCUUCUCCAGACUGCUCUGCUCACUGCAAGCCCCGUCUCCUACACCACCAUCUUCUCUGGCGUGCCCGGCACGUUCGUGGGACCUCAAACUACGACCUUGCCCGCGGGCCCCGACGGUCUUGCUACCGUCAUCGUGCAGAGCGCGCUUCCGACCUCGGGCGUUUCCUACACGACUCGCUUUACGGGCGUCCCCGGUACCUUCAUCGGAGCUCAGACAACCACAUUGCCUGCCGGUCCCGACGGAUUCGUCACGGUACUUGUUCAGAGUGCGGUUCCAACAGCCAGUGCCUCAUACACCACACUGCUUACUGGCAUCCCUGGAACGUUCUUGGGCCCGCAGACCAGUACUCUUCCGGUUGGACCUGACGGCGUUGCCACUGUGAUUAUCCAAACCGCGCUGCCCACUGGUGUUCCGACGUCCUACACGACUCUGUUCUCUGGCAUUCCCGGUACAUUUAUCGCACCCUUGACAACCACUCUGCCUGCUGGACUUGACGGCAUCGCAACUGUGCUCAUUCAAACGGCGCUUCCGACUGCAACUGCAAGCCUUACGUCAUAUACGACCGUUCUCACUGGUGUACCGGGCACCUUCAUCGGCGCUCAGACGAGCACCUUUCCUGUUGGGCCCAGUGGUAUUGCCACGGUGGUUAUCCAAACUGCCCUGCCCACUGGCAACCCAACGUCGUACACGACUGUGUUCUCUGGCAUCCCUGGCACUUUCACGGCGCCCUUGACAACCACUCUGCCCGCUGGAACCGACGGCAUUGCGACCGUGGUCGUUCAAACCGCACUCCCGACGGCCAGCCCGCUCUCGUACACCACGGUGUUCAGCGGCGUUCCCGGCACUUUCUUGGGUGCCCAGACGACUACCCUUUCCGCUGGCCCUGGCGGUUUGGCAACCGUUCUCAUCCAGACAGCUCUGCCAACAUCAAGCCCUCUGUCGUACACCACGGUGCUCACAGGCGUUCCAGGAACCUUCCUUGGUGCGCAGACUUCUACCUUGCCCGCCGGUACCAACGGAAUCGCGACUGUUGUCAUCCAGACUGCCCUUCCAACAGCUAGCUCUGUGUCCUACACUACCGUGUUCACAGGACUUCCAGGAACCUUCUUGGGCCUGCAGACAUCAACACUUCCUGCUGGCCCCGAUGGCCUCGCAACUGUUGUCAUCCAGUCAGCCCUGCCAACCGGAAGCCCAACCUCGUACACCACGCUGCUUACUGGCAUCCCGGGCACUUUCUUGGGCUCACAAACGACAACGUUGCCUGCUGGUCUCGAUGGACUCGCAACUGUCAUUGUCCAGACUGCUCUGCCCACAGCAAGCCCCAUCUCAUACACCACCUUGCUAUCCGGGGUACCAGGAACCUUCUUGGGCGCGCAGACUACUACGCUCCCGGCUGGUUCUGAUGGUCUUGCCACCGUCAUCAUUCAAACCGCCGUUCCCACAGUCCAAGCUGCGUCAUAUGUCACCAUUGUCACGGGCAUCCCGGGUACCUUUGUCGGCACUUUGGCCUCAACACUUCCCGCGGGAACCAACGGAGUUGGCACCGUCAUUCUCCAGACCGCCGUUCCCACGCCGACUUCGAGCAGCGCUGGUGUCACUUACACCACAAUCUUGACUGGAGUCCCUGGUGUUUUCACAGGCACCCAGACGACUACGCUGCCCAUCGUCACCGGAACUGUUGGCACUGUUCUCUUGGAGACCGCUCUCGCAACUCCAAGCCCGGUUCUCUCCUACGUCACAUUGUUGACGGGCAUUCCGGGAACUUUCAUCGGUACGCAGGCGACUACGCUGCCAAUCAUCUCUGGUAGCGUCGGGACCGUUCUCUUGCAAACCGCUCUUCCUUCUACCACCUCGUCACCAACAAGCAGUGUCAGCAUCACGUACAUCACCAUCGUCACUGGUAUCUUGGGAAGCUUCACUGGCACUCAGACAAGCACUUUGCCCAUUCCGUCUAUCGGAGUCGGUAUCGGCAUCGGUAUCACGGCUACUGUCGUCUUACAAACUGCCAUUCCCACCUCGGCUGUGCAAUCGUACACGACCAUCGUCUCCGGCGUUCCCGGCAGCUUCACCGGCACCCAGACCACUACCCUCCCCGGUGUUGGUCCGGAUGGAUUGGCUACCGUGGUCCUUCAGACGGCCCUCCCCGCAGUCACCUCAUACACGACCAUCUUCAGUGGUGUCUUUGGCACUUUCACCGGAACUCAGACAACCACUCUUCCUGGCGUCGGCACCAACGGUCUUGGCACUGUUGUCUUGCAAACGGCUGUCCCCUCGACGACUGCGGCUUCCUACACCACAAUCUUCACGGGCAUUCCGGGCACCUUCAUCGGCACGCAGACUUCCACCCUCCCUGGCACCGGUGCCAACGGCCUUGGAACAGUUGUUCUCCAGACUGCUCUCCCUGCCGCUACUUCGUACACCACAAUCUUCAGUGGAAUCGUUGGCACCUUCACCGGAACCCAGACAACCACUCUGCCUGGCACUGGAAUCGACGGCCUUGGAACUGUUGUUCUGCAGACACCCAUUCCAACCACGAGUUUGUCUUACACAACUUUGGUCACCGGCAUCGCUGGAAGCUUCAUUGGCACCCAGACGACCACUCUGCCCGUCGUCGGCACCGGAAACGUUGCCACCGUUCUCCUCCAGACUGCACUUCCGAGCGUCUCGUACACUACUGUCCUCACGGGCAUUCCUGGAACGUUCAUCGGAACACAAACAAGCACUUUGCCUGUUGUCGGCUCCAACGGAUUGGCGACUGUCGUCCUCCAGACUGCACUGCCCGCCAUCUCCUAUACCACGCUCCUCACAGGAAUUCCAGGCAACUUUGCUGGAUCUCAGACGACUACUCUUCCCGUCGUCGGCACGGGCAACGUCGCGACUGUUCUCAUCCAGACUGCUCUUCCAUCGGUCAGCAGCACGUCUUCAAGCUCGUCGGUCAUCGUGAUCAACACUUCCUACGUCACCAUUGUCACUGGCAUCUUUGGCACAUUCGCAGGAACCCAGACAACUACCUUGCCCGCCGCCGCCACGGCCCCCGGACUCGUCACCGUCGUCCUUCAGACGGCAAUUCCGAGCCCCGGCACGACUUCGUACACCACGAUCCUCACUGGUGUCACCGGAACCAGCUUCCCCGGUACGAGGGCAACCACCCUGCCUGUCAUCGGCACACUUGGAACUGUCCUCCUGGAGACGGCUAUUCCCGACGUCCCAACAACUUCCUACACAACAAUCCUCACUGGCAUCGCUGGCGAGACCUUUGUCGGCACCCGCGCCACCACUCUUCCGGUUACGGGAAGCAUCGGAACCGUCUUGUUGGAGACGGCCAUCCCAGCCGCCACCUCGUACAUUACGAUUCCCACGGGAGUCGCUGGUGCCACAUUCACUGGCAUCCAGCUGUCCACCCUUCCAGUCACGGGAACCAUUGGUACUGUACUUCAACAAACCGCCUUGCCGGCCGCUACUUCAUACAUCACGAUUCCCACCGGAGUCAUUGGAGCCACUUUUACCGGCAUCCAGCUUUCUACUUUGCCCGUUACCGGAACCAUCGGUACGGUCCUUCAACAGACUGCUCUUCCGGCUGCUACCUCGUACAUUACGAUCCCAACUGGAGUCAUUGGUGGCACCUUUACCGGCAUUCAACUCACGACCCUGCCCGUUACUGGAACCGUCGGCACCGUGCUCCAACAGACAGCCCUUCCGGCAGCAACUUCGUACAUUACGAUUCCUACUGGCAUCGCGGGAGCUACUUUCACGGGUAUCCAGCUUUCCACUUUGCCCGUUACCGGCACGAUUGGAACCGUGUUGCAACAGACUGCUCUACCCGCUGCUACAUCGUACAUCACGGUACCGACCGGAAUCUUGGGAGCUACGUUCCUUGGAACGCAACUUUCUACGCUUCCUGUUACUGGCACGAUUGGAACUGUUCUUCAACAAACCGCCAUUCCUCUUGUGACUUCCUAUGUCACGAUCCCAACUGGGGUUCUGGGAGCCACGUUCCUCGGAACCCAGCUCUCUACUCUCCCCGUCACAGGCACAAUCGGAACCGUUCUUCAACAGACGGCGAUUCCCAACCCCGUCACAUCCUAUGUCACGAUUCCCACGGGAGUUCUGGGAGCUACAUUCCUCGGAACCCAACUGUCGACCCUACCUGUCACCGGCACUAUCGGUACGGUUCUUCAACAGACUGCUAUUCCCAACCCCGUCACCUCUUACAUCACCAUUCCUACUGGAGUUCUGGGAGCUACGUUCCUCGGCACCCAGCUCUCUACUCUCCCCGUCACAGGCACAAUCGGAACCGUUCUUCAGCAGACUGCUAUUCCUGCCUUGUCCACUGGAUACACAACCAUUCUGUCCGGCAUCGUCGGCACCUUUACAGGCACCCAGACUACGACUCUUCCAGUCACUGGAACCCUUGGCACUGUUGUUCUGCAGACGGCCGUUCCACCAGCCACGUCCUACACGACGAUCGUCACCGGCGUUUUCGGAACCUUCCUUGGAACUUCGGCAACCACCUUACCCGCAACCGGAACCAUCGGUACGGUGCUCCUUCAGACCGCAAUCCCGAUCUCGUACACGACUCUCCUCACCGGAGUCGCGGGCAACUUCCUUGGCACCCAGACGUCGACAAUCCCGGCCGUCAGCGGUCUCGGAACCGUUCUGCUUCAGACCGCCCUGCCCACCGGGUACCUCACCGUCACCAGCGGAGUCACCGGCAGCUUCACCGGCACUCAGACCACCACCUUGCCGGCUGUUGGAGGAGGCCUUGGAACCGUGGUUCUUCAGACUGCCAUCCCCAGCUCCGUCAUUGUCUCUUACACGACUAUCAUCACUGGUGUUAUCGGUACCUUUACUGGUACCUCUGUUACCACCCUCUCAGCCACCGGAAGCGUUGGUACCGUGUUAUUGGAGACUGCCAUCCCAGCCAUCUCGUACAUCACCAUCCCUACUGGGGUCACUGGCACGUUUGCGGGCACUUCCACAGUCACCUUGCCCACGACCGGUCCAGGCCAGACUGUCGGUACCGUUUAUCUGGAGACUGCUCUCCCAGUCAUUUCUUACGUGACAAUUCCCACUGGAGCAACCGGAACCUUCACAGGAACCCGCCUCAGCACCCUUCCAGUCACCGGUACCGUUGGUACUGUGCUCGCUCAGACGGCCCUCCCGGUCAUCUCGUACAUCACAAUUCCCACGGGAGUUACAGGAACCUUCACCGGCACCCAGACAACCACGCUGCCGAUCACGGGAUCCAUCGCAACGGUGCUUCUCGAGACCGCGUUGCCCGUUAUCUCGUACAUCACGAUUCCAACUGGUAUUACUGGAACCUUCGUGGGCACCCAACUCUCGACAUUGCCCGUCACUGGCACCAUUGGAACAGUGUUGGCACAGACUGCUCUCCCUUCAGUCUCAUACAUCACCAUCCCAACUGGUGUUACUGGAACGUUUGCUGGUACGCAGCUUUCGACCUUGCCCGUUACCGGCACAAUCGGAACCGUCCUUGCCCAGACCGCCCUCCCUUCCAUCUCGUAUCUCACCAUUCCUACUGGCGUUACUGGAACCUUCGCGGGUACCCAAUUGUCAACUUUGCCAGUCUCUGGAACUAUCGGAACCGUCUUGGCGCAGACCGCUCUCCCAGUCGUCUCCUACAUUACCGUCCCAACAGGAGUCACUGGCAGUUUCACGGGUACGCAAUUCUCAACAUUGCCAGCCGUUGGAAGUGUGGCUACCGUAUUGGCACAGACCGCUCUUCCAGUCAUCUCGUACACGACCGUUCCGACUGGCGUCACCGGCACGUUCACAGGCACCCGUUUGUCGACGUUGCCGGCCGUGGGAAGUGUGGCUACGGUCUUGGCGCAGACUGCCCUUCCAGUUGUGUCGUACGUGACUGUUCCAACAGGAGUCACGGGCACCUUCACCGGCACGCAGUUCUCGACCCUCCCAGCUAUUGGCAGCGUUGCCACAGUUCUCGCCCAGACUGCUUUGCCCGUGGUAUCCUAUGUCACGGUGCCUACGGGAGUCACCGGCACGUUCACCGGCACCCAAUUCUCAACAUUGCCAGCCGUUGGAAGCGUGGCCACUGUUCUUGCUCAGACAGCCUUGCCUGCGGUAUCAUAUGUUACGGUGCCAACGGGCGUCACUGGCACCUUUACAGGAACCCAGUUCUCGACACUCCCUGCUGUCGGCAGUGUGGCCACAGUGCUGGCCCAAACAGCCUUGCCCGUCGUUUCCUACGUCACUGUUCCUACCGGCGUCACGGGCACCUUUACUGGAACGCAGUUGUCUACUUUGCCUGCUGUCGGAAGCGUCGCGACCGUCCUCGCUCAAACAGCCUUACCUGUGGUUUCGUACGUCACAGUGGCCACGGGAGUCACCGGCACCUUCACAGGAACGCAGCUAUCUACGCUUCCCGCCGUCGGAAGUGUGGCCACGGUUCUCGCCCAAACAGCCUUGCCGCAGAUCUUCUAUACUACAGUUGCCUCGGGAGUCGCAGGUACCUUUGCCGGCACUUCACUGGUCACUCUUCCUGGCACCGGAGCCACUCGAACUGUUGUGGCAGAGACUGCCAUCCCGUACACGACGGUCCUCACUGGAGUUUCUGGCACCUUUACCGGAACUUCUCUGGCUACUGUCGGAAACACGGUCCUAGCCCAGACAGCCCUGCCCCAGAUCUUCUACACGACCAUUCCGUCAGGCGUGCCUGGUACCUUUGCAGGAACGUCUUUGGUCACUCUCUCGGGCUCUGGAGCCACUCAGACAGUCGUUGCCCAGACGGCGAUUCCCUACACCACGGUCGUCACGGGAGUUACUGGAACCUUUACCGGAACCUCUCUGUCUACUGUCGGAAACACGGUGCUCGCCCAGACGGCUCUGCCGCAGGUCUUCUACAACACGGUGCCCACUGGCGUUCCGGGCACAUUUGCCGGAACCUCUCUCACUACCCUCGCGGGCUCCGGAGCAACAAGAACGGUCCUCGCCCAGACUGCCGUGCCGUACACCACAAUCCUCACCGGAGUCUCCGGCACCUUUACCGGAACUUCAGUCACGACUAUUGGCAACACCGUCCUUCAGGAGACGGCCAUUCCUCCAAUUUCUUACACGACAGUCGUCACCGGUGUGAUCGGUACCUUCACUGGCACUCAAGUCACCACCAUUGGCAACACGGUCGUCCAGCAAACCGCCCUCCCCUCAAGCACAUCGUACACCACGAUCCUCACGGGAGUCACUGGUGCCUUCACCGGCACGCGGACUACGACCAUUGGCAACACGGUACUCCAGCAGACGGCACUCGCAUCGGCAAGUCGCGUCGUCACCAGCUCAUACGCACCAUCUGGCUGUGUCCCGACGCCUACGGGUGUCGCCGCCCCGACUUGUCUACCAUCAACGGGAUCCGCAAUCACUCUGCCUGCUGCUUGCGCCAGUCUCACGGGUGUCAUCUUGCAAUCAUACUCUCAGGCAACGCUCGAUGCUUGUACUGCAGCGUUAGGCGCGACCGCCAACAUUGGAACCGUCAGCAACUGUCUCAGCUUGCAACAAAUUGCUCUGAUCGGAAACGUCCUGGGAUUCAACCACGUCAGAUGUAUCCAGACUGCUCUGGCGGGUACCUGUCUCACCAGACUUCCAUCAAUCUGCGCCAACCUGGCGGCAUCCAGCCAGACUCUUGCCAAUGUCCAGACCAACGCCGCUGUGUGCUUCGCCAAUCUUGGAGCCUUUGGUUCCAUCACGACAGCAGGCAACUGUAUCAUAUCCAGCGUCACCAACCAAGGAGGCGCGGCCGUUCUCAACUGUUUCGAACGAGCUCUCGGAUUGCCGGUCGGUCAAACAGUCGCCGGAUUGGCGAGUACAGUAUUGUGUCCUUCCGGCACAGCUUGCGCCCGCGCUCCGGCGGCCUGCGGUGCUCUACUGGAUGUCACACUCUCAACGUCGGAAAUCAAUGCCAACCUCAACCUCUGCCAGGCUGGCCUCGUCGUCAGCGCCUUGGGAAGCACGGUAUCAAACUUGGCUACCGGUUUGGGCUGUACCCUCGGCAGUGUCACCGGCCUGGUGGGCAGUCUCCUCGGAGCGCAGACGCAGUCGUACGCACAAUGUAUCCAGAACUCGUUGGCUUCGCAGUGUAUCACGACACUACCGCAGAGCUGUGUCAACCUAGGCGUCGACGCGACCGGCGGCGUGGCAGUGACUGUCAGCGCACCAAACCUCAUCUCUUGCGUAACUUCGCUCGGCCUCUUGUCCAACGGCAUCGCCUCGGAUUGUUUGAACCUGUCCUUGACGGGCCCGAACAUUGUGGCUUGCCUGAACUUGCGCCUCUUUGGCGUCGCCACGGUGAACGUGGCCGCCAAAUAG
Colletotrichum fioriniae is the source of this 27567-nucleotide messenger RNA. RefSeq lists its product as uncharacterized. Gene Ontology annotation, biological process: cell adhesion. NCBI's taxonomy places the organism in Eukaryota, Fungi, Ascomycota, Sordariomycetes, Glomerellales, Glomerellaceae. The record is from RefSeq and is a predicted model, not a curated record.